CAUCCAGCGGAAGUAAACAACACAAGCGCUAGUAGCGUUAGCUGCAUGUAUAUGUUGAAUUAGCUGGAAGACGAUAUUGUAGUCGUUGCGCAGAUAAUUAUUUAAUUUGUAAUUAAGCAACAAUGUCUUCAGUCGAGUAUUUGAGAGAGUUUGUCAACGAGCGACUAACUGCUGCUGCUGAAGAAAUAUUCGGAGUUUUUAAAAAAACUAUCUUCGAGUACGAGGAAGAGAUCGAUCGUCAGCGCAGACUGCUGGAUAUCUUUUGGAAACCCGAAAUAAAGUUACACAGGAUAGAGCUCCCACAGCAACAUGUCUGUACGGAGGAGGAGGUUCUGGCUGACCAGCAGCUCUGUAUUCAGGAGAGGAACUCCAGUCUGGACCAAGAGGACCCAGAGCCUCCACAGAUUAAAGAGGAACAGGAGGAACUCUGCACCAGUCAGGAGGGAGAGCAGCUUGUACUGAAGCAGGAGACUGAUGCCUUUAUGUUGACUCCUACUGAUGAGGAAAGUGACCACAGUGAACCAGAACCAAACAGGGACCAGCAGCUCGUCUCUCACAACUCUCAUGCAGCUGAGCGCCAAGAUCAGAAAGGAGGCAAGCAUGGAGACUCAGGAUCAACUAAAGUUGCAGAGCCAAAACAAAUGAAUCAACAUCACAAAAGUGAAAGUCAUAGUAACAAUGUAUACAACUCUACCAUGUCAGAGAUUCCCAGUAAUACUCUCACGGGUAAAAAAUCUUUAAUUUGUGACACUUGUGGGAAAGAUUUUAAGUACAAGUCAAGAUUGCAGACACACCUGAGAAGCCACACAGGUGAGAAGCCAUAUUCUUGCAAAACAUGUGGGGUGGCUUUCAAACAUAGUAGUCAUUUGAUAGUCCACAUGAGAACAGCUCACAGUGGUGAGAGACCAUAUUUUUGCAACACCUGUGGGAAACAAUUUCCUAUCAGGUCAAGCUUGAAAGACCACAUAAGAAUCCACACAGGUGAGAAGCCGUACCUAUGCAACACCUGUGGGAAAAGAUUUUGUCAAACAUCAGCAUUGAACACUCAUACAAGAAUCCACACAGGUGAAAAGCCAUAUUCAUGCAAAACAUGUGGGAAAGAUUUCAGAUUUAGUAGUACAUUGACAGGCCACAUGAGAACCCACACAGGUGAGAAGCCGUACCUUUGCAAGACCUGCGGGAAAAGAUUUUUUUAUGCGUCUCAUUUGACAAGGCAUAUAAAACUGCAUACAGACAAGUAGCCUUGUAUUUGCAAAAUAUGUGGGAGACGAUUCAGUUCUAGGGGUUUGUGGUCAAUACACAAAAUAACUCAAAGUGAGAAGCCACAUAACUGCAGCACUUGUGGCAAAAGUUUUACUCAAAUCACAUACUUGAAAAAACACCUGAAGAUCAAUAUACACAGGAGAAACCAUCGAGCUGAAACUCCUGUGGAGACGUGUUCACCUACUGAAUGUAAUACACUUUUGCAAUAGCUCCAUCUCUGUAACUGAAUGUAAAAUGUUCUCCAUAAGAUGGGAUGUCACUUUCUUAGUGUAAGGUUCACCUUCAUAUGACUGUAUUAGUUAAAUUUAAGUUAGCAACAGUAUUUCUUUGAAAUAAUUGUAAUCUCCCAAAUGGAGGCUGCUAAAGUAAUUGUGUGAUCUUGAUGGCUGUAUUAUUUUUACUUUAAAGGCUAUGUAUACAUAUAUAUAAGAUACAGUGGAGUAAUGGUGUCCUGAGCAGAGAAUGACGUCACACUUUCUGUGUGUGUUAUAAUCCGAUCUUGUCUGUUCUUUGUUUUGGUAGCCGAUCAGGCUGCGUGUGCAUGUGAAACUGUUGGCUUUGAGGAGAGCGAUAUAAUGGCUGUUUGUUUUCUCAUCUAAUGCCGUGAAUUAAGGAUUUAUUUUGACCAAAUAAGAGUUGGUGAUUGUUGAAACAGUGGAAAGACUAACAACAACAUUUUUUGUGGGUUUUAUUUUGUUUCUGUCCAGUUUGAAUGAAGGGUGUUUUACGAUAAUCUGCGAGGUAAAAUUACUGUUUUUCUCAGUGGAGUCUGGUGGGCCGUAGCGCCCAAUUAUUUUGGUCUGAGAUGCUGGUGCUCUAGUGUGACAUUUAGUGGCAAUGAAUAUUACAUAUAGAACCAUUAGAGUUCAACAAGGACUUUAAAUCUAUCUACCUCAAGUUGUUUCAUAGCUCUAUAUGAAGCCUCCUACACAUCUUUGCAAGAAGUCAGAUUUUACAUUUGAGAAUGGCUGACAUCACUGUUUUAUAUUUCCAUGUAAGAAGUCCUAUUAAAUGUGAAGUGCCUUCUUUUUUGCUAUGUUUAUACACUACCUCACUUAUGUGUCUGACUGAUAGGUGGUUUUUGUAUGAUGACAUAUGAUAACCAUAUUUAAUAUGCUUUUGUAUCCUUAGAAUAAUUUCACAUCAACUUUUAUAUAUUUUAUUAUCUUUUAUAAGUUACCAUGUCUCUAUUUUUCACUUAAGUAUGUAUGGAUGGACCCAAAGAUUUCCCUGGUUAGCUGGAGGAAAGCUAGAAGAAGAACAUUGGGUAUCACUGUGACCAUGUUUUUCACUCCGGACAAAGAAUGUAGUACCCGCAUAAAUUACUUGACUCCAUACUAUACACCUCUGUGUGCCUUAUCUCAGGGCAGAUUCUGGGUGGUACUCUGGUUCAACUCAGUCUGAACAUGAGAGAAAAUAAACCAGCUUUAACUAAGAA
Siniperca chuatsi (mandarin fish) is the source of this 2701-nucleotide messenger RNA. Its product is annotated as zinc finger protein 177-like. Gene Ontology annotation, cellular component: nucleus. The transcript is spliced from 2 exons. Lineage: Eukaryota; Metazoa; Chordata; Actinopteri; Centrarchiformes; Sinipercidae. The record is from RefSeq and is a predicted model, not a curated record. The coding region runs from base 123 to 1241 and encodes 372 amino acids.